UAGCCCUCAAGAAUCGGUGCGCUUUUCGGACCUCGCCAGGCAACACGACCAGCGAGCGAAAUCCCUUUGCAUUUCGUGUCGCUGUGGCUAGUAGCAUUUCCUGAAACUGUGCGCAUAUAAAAAGCGGUCGACGGGAAAGGAACUAGCAUGGCGACCACCGCGGACGAGCGACAAACCCCCAUUCCCAAAGACGGACACGAUGACAAGGCCCAGGAGGGUGACUUAGAGGCUGCUGGGGCGCAGGCGGGGCGUCGAUUGGUGAAGCCAGAAGAAAGUUAUUCCUUGCCUGGAGUCUCGCCGGCACAUACACUACGAGGAGUGCCUGGUCAAGGCUUUGUUCCUGGGCGGACACCAAGCACAGCUAUUGUCUUGUCCCGGCGCAUGGAGAGCAACACUUUCAUUGGACGCGUGCAUCCCUCGAUGCAGCAGUUCUCUCUUGUCAGGGGAGGUCAGUUUGCACAGCCACCUCCUUCUAUAUACGCCUUCGUAUCCACAGGUGUAUAGGCACGUGCUUUACCGCCUGCAUGUAACAGGUGUAGGCGUGUGGCCAGCCUGUGACCGGCAGUCUAUUGUGUUAGGGCAGGAUGCCUCGAUCAUGUCCAGAACGCUUGUACAGCUGGUAGGUAGGUCUGUCCAGCCACAUGAUGAAUUUUUUGAGGAUGCAAGAAACACAACUGUCAGACGGCGAAAGGCAUCGUUUCGUCACUCAAAGUGGUUCGUCGACAAGAGAAGCCCAAUCCACUGCCGACCUACGAAGACGCAGGGCGUCAUUCUUGAACACAGUUGAAAUAAUCGUUUUAGCAGUGUGCGCGGGUGUUUGGUGCUUUCCGAUUCUUUGCAUUCGCAGCUAAUGUGUGCUCUACCCACGACAGCUCCCUUUACGUGCGUGUGCAGCUGGAGACGUACAGCUUCGGACUCCAAUGUCAGAUGAGAUGGGUCGCAGUAUCCAUCUGGCGCAUGCACUCGGCCUUGAGGCCGACGACCUACUGCGGCACGGGGAACAGAGUCAAAAAGGUAGACGUCGGCCAUUUUACAUGUAUUGAUAGAUGUCCAUGUCCACUUUAUAAAGCGAACGCCGCAGGAAGAGGCCGGAGCGGAAUGCGACCGUCUACGUUUGGAGAACACUGAAGGUUGUCUUAAACAUAUACACUGUUUGCGGACGUAUCUCUCUCACACAUGAGUAUCUCCGAACCACAUUGCAACUGCUGUUUGAUCUGUCAAACAUCCCAGACUCUUCUACUGAGCUGGAUCAGGAGACAAGCUACCGGUAACAUGGGUAGCACCACUGUACUGUCAAGCAACAGUCAGGUGGUGUUCUUCAUGAUUAACUCUCAGUGGCAGGAAUGUCCACAUAUAAUUACACUGUUUCCGGAAAACCCCACUCGAUUUUUUGAGUGAGACUGCUUCUAUGGACCAAUUUGUUUUUUCAGGAGGUUCUGAAGGAGGAGGCGAGUUAGGCGGAGACCGAGAGCGCGACUCUUUGACGCCAGAGCUCGGAAGGUUCGAGCAUCUCAUCUUCAAUAUGCAAAAGUAUUUUUGUGAGUUCUUCGCAGCACUCGUUAUCGUCAGUGCAGUUGCCUUUGGUUUAGCGAAGGAAGGCGGUGCCCAGGCAGCGCCACUGUCUAUCACGAGCACCAUUUUUGCCCUGAUUACGUUGUUCAAAGAUAUCAGCGGUGCACAUUUCAAUCCGGCGGUAUCAUGUACAAUUUAUAUGACAGAUCCUCGCUUUACUCUGGUAGAUCUUUUAUGCUACGUAGCUGCUCAACUGAUAGGCGGUACUGUCGGAGCGUUUAUUGGAUAUGGAAUCAUGGGAAAGGCCCUGGAUAUCCUCCCCUUAGAUCCGGGUAUGAGCGCAAGCCGCCAGCUGUUCCACGAAGUCAUUCCUACAAUGGUUAUGAUCUACGCUGUCCUCGUUCUCGUUUUCGGAUAUGGGGUAAUGUGGGAGUUGACGGUCCCUUUCGUCGUCGGCGCGUGCGUCUUGGCGGGGGCGUUUGCGGGGGCGACGAUGAACCCAGCAGUCACAUUUGGUAUUUUUAUUUCAAACAUCUGUACAAAGAACACAAAUAUUGAUGUUGCUGCACUGCUGGUAACGUUAUUUGGGCCGUUUUUGGGUGCCAUGUUCGCAUUCCUGGGUUACGUCGGGACGCAUGCCUAUCACAAUCCUGUCCCACUACGCUUCUUGAACUUCAGGGGGCUCUGAAAGAGUGAACGGCGGCACGGGGACCCGGAGUGUAGAGUGAGAGUGUGGAGGGAAAGGGGAAAAGGACGGCGGGAAAUGGAGAGUGCCAAAGAAAGCAGAGGUGGGAGAGAAAAGGAAACAGAAACUAUCACGGGGGAACACAAGGGCGAGGCACUUGAGAGACGGGGUGAGCUGUGAGAGGCUGACAAAUAGAGAGAUAGACGGGGAGGGAGACAGAGAGGAAGAACGCGAGAUAGAGGACGGGAGACGGGAAAAGUGGACAUCUAAAACUGAUUUACAAUGAGGGGGAAAACAUACAAAAGGGAAGGUAAUAAAGAACUUCCAGACCAUCACUCGUGCAGGACACGUGUGCCUGUGCGAUGUUUUACGUCCGAAUAAUCCAGAAUUUCCCUUGGUGACUUAGAAACAGGGCCUUGAACUGGAUCAGGCCCUUCGAACGGCGGGGGAAUCACUAUCUGCUGUUAAGGCCGCAGAUUGUGUGUCCGGAAGACGCGUUCGCGCCUCACGCGGACAACCGAGACUGUGUUGUGACGCAAGGCUUCUCUUGUGUCGUAUACGUUGAACACAGUUAGGGAAAGGUUCACGGAUGGCAGCUGGCGCCAGCAGCAGUGUGUGCAAGGACUACACCAGUGGCGGUUUCAACAUUUGUUUAAACCAGUACUGCUCUUCCAAACCCAUGUAUUGAUGGCGACACCGUGCCGGUGUCUGGCUGCUCUAUGAUUUCGCCAAGAGCGAGUUCGCAUGAAGUAGAGGGGAGUUGAGCGAUGACUUUCUGCAGCAGUGGGAGUUGCCAGCGCCUCCGACUGAAUUUAAGAGGACGAGUCCUGACCA
Molecule: messenger RNA, 3031 nt
Organism: Toxoplasma gondii ME49
Lineage: Eukaryota; Apicomplexa; Conoidasida; Eucoccidiorida; Sarcocystidae
Product: aquaporin 1
Exons: 2
Coding region: 1409-2200 (263 amino acids)
Biological process (GO): transmembrane transport
Cellular component (GO): plasma membrane
Molecular function (GO): water channel activity
Source: RefSeq, a predicted model, not a curated record